Marchantia polymorpha subsp. ruderalis is the source of this 3251-nucleotide messenger RNA. The record is from the annotation of a GenBank genome assembly. NCBI's taxonomy places the organism in Eukaryota, Viridiplantae, Streptophyta, Marchantiopsida, Marchantiales, Marchantiaceae.
UUUUGAGUUUGUCAUCUUAUGAAGCCCUCAGAUCUUGCAGACCAAAUGCCUGAAAACACAAAGCGCAGCUGCAGCUGCAGCCGUGGUCCUUUUUUCUGCCGUUCCUUCUGUUUGACUCGAUCGCCAAGAUAGACUUGUCUCUAGUUCGACAGCCACGGACAUCACAGCGCCACGAGAGUUGUUGCCAAAUUGGAAAAUCGGUUGAAGCAGUACCGUCGGGAGAUCUCGCAACCUUCUUCGGUAGACCCACUGAGCCACUUGUCAGGCCUGGCUUAAUUGACAGGAUCGCUACCUUCCAGUGUCAUAAGUAGACCAGACGCUCGACAGUCUGUCCUGCCCGCUCAUAAUAAAUGAGUCUCACUUCGUUCUGUCUGUGCGCCAAUCAUAUAUUGAAACACUUGAAAGCUGCGCGGAGCAGGAAUAACCUACGAUUCUUGCCCGACGUCUCAAUCUAGGCCGUUGGACUGGGCUGAGAUUGAGGCUGAAGAGCUCAUGAUUGACGACGACGCUCAAACUGGAGCAUGAGCCCAAAUUGAUGGAUGUAUUACAAAAUACUAUUCUGGACUUAUAAUUUUGAGCCCUGCGAACAGCGCUCCGAGACUGGAAAAGUUAUCGACAGACUUUUUCGGCUCACACACUUUUCAUACUGAGCUGGUGAAAGCACCAAAACCUCACACGUCUCACUAUUGGAUUCAGAUCUCAUUAACUCCAGGCGCAUAAGACCCGAGCUCAAUCUGGUCCGUUCCGGUGGUCCAUCUGAACGUGAAGAAAAGAAGUUGUCGAUCACAGUCUAACUCAGCAAGUCCUCGUUACGGAGUGAAAACGAGACCUGUGAGGCACUCCGGACUGCCGCAGAUCUGCAGAGGACGUGCCUGCGAGAUGUAAAAUCGAGCUUGGGUGCUGCUCUGAGUUUUGGCCUCCAAAAUUUACAUCGGAAUCUAAAAUCUUCGCAAUGGCUCGAGUGGAGUCUCUCGUCUCACCAGACGUGGAAUCGAGACUGAGAGAAGAGAAGGAAAUGAGUAUGAUGGAGAGAUACGGAGCGAUCGACCUCCGGGGGCGCCCGGUGGACAAGUCCCGAACUGGAACUUGGAAAGCUGCGUUUCAAAUCUACGCCUUGAACGCGGGAGAGUUUCAGGCGAUGAUUUCGACCGUCGUCAAUCUUAUACCUCUGCUGGUCGGAGUCAUGCACAUGCCCAUCAAUGAAGCAGCGCAGACGGGGAAUAAUUUUGCCGGAACGUGCUUGCUUCUCACCGUCGUCGGAGCUUUCAUCGCUGACAGCUACUUAGGAGUGUACUGGACGAUCACUGCAGGCAGCGUCAUUCUGUCUGCGGGAAUGGGGCUCUUGACAUUCACCGUCUCAUAUUCAGAUUUGAGGCCGAAGACUUGCAUUCCAAUUCCACCCACCGUCUGCGAACAAGCUGGAACCAAGUAUAUGGCACCACUGUACGUGGCUCUGUACACGAUUGCUGUGGGGAUCGGAGCAGUGAGAGCGAAUCUCGUAUCGUUCGGUGCUGAUCAAUUCGAUGACACGUCGAAGAAGGAAAAGAAGCAGAGUGUGCACUUCUACGUAUGGUUCUACUUCGCUACCAACAUUGGAUUGCUUCUGGCCUUCACCAUAUCAGUGUACCUUCAGGAGCACGUGAGCAGGGGAUGGGGUUUUGGGUUCAACCUUAUGUUUCUUGUUCUCUGCAUCAGCAUCUUCGUGAUCGGAACUCCCAAGUUCAGGCACAAGGCUCCAGCUGGAAGCUUCGUCACUCGCGUCUUCCAAGUGCUGGUUGCCUCUUUCCGGAAGCGAAAUGCCGUCGUUCCCUCAGAGGACAAGCAACUUUACAAUGCUCCACUUCUUGGAAGUAGAAAGCUGGAGCAUACACCCAAAUUGAGAUGGCUUGACAGAGCUGCAAUCAUCGAGAAAGAUGCUUCAGGACCAGACACGCACAGCCCCUGGCGCCUAUGCAGCAUAUCGCAGGUGGAAGAAACCAAGCGAAUUAUUCAUUUGAUUCCCGUCUGGGCGACGACGGCCGCCGUGUCUCUGGUGUUUUCACAGCUCCAGACGUACACGAUCUCACAGGGCCUUACUUUCGAUCGAAAGCUGACCCCGCAUUUCGAAAUUCCAGCUCCAUCUCUCACCACUGCCAUCGUUUUGUUUGCCAUGAUUACAGUCCCAAUAUACGACAAGCUUUUGGUCCCCUUGGCCCGCAGGUAUACCAAGCAUCCAUACGGUUUAAGUACACUCCAGCGGCUGGGAAUGUCAAUUGUGCUGGCCAUGCUAACCAUGAUCGUCUCGGCCCUCGUGGAGAGGAAGAGACUGACUUACGUCAGGGAUCUGGGAUUGGAAAACAUGCCACUCGGAUCUUUCGUUCUGCCCAUGAAGAUGUGGUGGCUGCUGCCUCAGUUUUUCCUCGCUGCUCAAUUGGAACUGUUUCUGUUCGUUGCCUCGUACGAAUUUUACUACUACGAAGCUUCGGACCACACCAGAAGUAUCAGCAGUUCCUUCACCUACUCCGCUUCGGCUAUGGGUUACUAUCUCACCACUGUACUUUCGGAUAUUGUCAACGCGGUCACCAAGGGAGAGUCGAAAGGAGCAUGGCUCAAAGGACAGUUGAACAAUGGAGGCCUGGAAAAAUUUUACUGGUUCUUGGCAGUGGUCCUAGCCGUGGACUUCUUGCUCUUCUUAGGUGUUGCCUACUGGUACGAGUACAAGUUCGAUUGGUAUCACCUGAAAUCGACCGAGGACGCACAGCCCGGGGACAACGAUGGAAGUGAAUCUGACGACGUUUUCUCCAUCGCUUCUUCUCAAUUGGCCGGACCCAGAGCCUUCUCUCACAAGGAGCUAGAGAAUGGAACUGCGAAGAAGUCUCAUGAACGCUGAGGAGAAGUUCUUUGUACAAAAUUGGGCUCCAUGUUAAAAGGGUCAUUCUUACGGACUUAGAACUGUAGUCCAUUCUCGCGGCCAUUAGGUGCCCAAGUUCACUCAUAGUGUUAGUACUGUAUACACGAAAUUUGAAAGGAGCAGGGCGAUCUAAAUGUGUAUCUUACGCCCAUAGGCUCAGGUGUAUCUGUAACAUAUUUUAAAAUCCCAAGUACACGUAUUAAAAUGUAGAGUUUCUAGUUUAUAAAGAUUGUGCUUUCGGGAUGACCAGUUACCCUUUACUGACUCAUUGAAGCUUGAUAGUCGGAUAUUCUACGAGAUUCCAUCCUACAAUGUAACCUUCCUUUGUCAAGUUAUAGCAACUUCUUAUCUCCAGUUUCUG